This is a messenger RNA of Malaya genurostris, 2116 nucleotides long. It is a transcript of the gene Pph13, whose product is annotated as homeobox ARX homolog alr-1. The coding region runs from base 204 to 1457 and encodes 417 amino acids. Lineage: Eukaryota; Metazoa; Arthropoda; Insecta; Diptera; Culicidae. The transcript is spliced from 3 exons. Gene Ontology annotation, biological process: regulation of transcription by RNA polymerase II. Gene Ontology annotation, molecular function: DNA-binding transcription factor activity, RNA polymerase II-specific; RNA polymerase II transcription regulatory region sequence-specific DNA binding. The record is from RefSeq and is a predicted model, not a curated record.
AGCUAUGCGGUGGCAAGGAAUCAAAUUGCUAUAGACUGCGUGAAAAAUUCCCGGCGCUGUGAUACAAAAAGCUAACUAUGCACCACUAUGCAGCACUUUUUAUAUUCUGAUUAUUGAAUAAUUCUUACUGUGUCUGUGAUCUCAACAUUAUGAAAAUAGAUAGACAGAAAUUCGUGUAAAAAAGCCGAAAGACCGCGUGAAGCAUGAAGACCAAUGUCGCAUUAACACUCGUAAAGUUAGUGUGGCUUAUAGAGAGAUUGAAACACGUGGUAAGCCACUCUACUACGGUACAAAAAAUGCAACGAAGAAUCCUUAGUAAUGAUCGAAUCGACAUAUUCAAUCGCAUACCUGGACUUUCUUUUCUGGAUUGGUCAGUCACUUCCAGUCCGUUGGCAACAAACAGCAUGAAACGAAAGCAACGCAGAUACAGAACAACAUUUAAUUCAAUACAGCUGCAGGAAUUGGAACGAGCUUUCCAGAGAACUCAUUAUCCAGAUGUAUUUUUCAGAGAAGAGUUAGCAGUAAGAAUCGAUCUAACUGAAGCACGUGUACAAGUGUGGUUUCAAAACCGUAGAGCGAAAUGGAGGAAAAGUGAGAAGGGUUCAGUGGGAGACGACGGUGAAAAUGAAGUCGCCAUUGCCAAUAGUUCAAAUAACUCGGGACCGACGCGAGUUGCUGCGGAUGAAGUGCCUACAAGUGUCAGUUAUGAAACUAUUCCUCAAAAUAUGAAUUUAGCGAAUAUGCAACUGAAUCUGAACGAAAGCGUGUCCCAAGUACCAAGUUUCGAUCAAGAUGGAAAAUUAUCGCUAGGUCAGAUGUCGCCGGGAAGACUGUCUCCGAAUUUGUUCCUAAAUCUAAACUUCGACCAAAUCAACUCUAUCGAUGGCCGCGGAAGCAAUUUAACAUUCGAGUGGAAUAGUUAUCCACCAACAAGCACACCAGGAAAGCAUGCAACCCAUUUCUCUAAUUCCAUAACAGACAUGAACAACACAAUUUGUAAUUCGACCCUAAGUUCCUCCGUCGCGACAUCUAGUGGCCCGUCUUCAUCUUCAGGCAACGGGCUUCAGUUUAUGAACAUCCAUAAUUUGGUUAGCUCAUCCCCACCGCCUUCUUCAUCUGUUUAUGACGAUGAAAUGAAGUUCCUCAACGUUGAUCAAUUCAAUAUGGAUAACUUCAAAAGUGAAUCGUUGUUCAAUCUCGAUCAAACGCUUUUGUCACCUAGUGAUCAUCAUGCCGCUCUCCACGCAACUCUUCACAGUUCAUCGUUUCAAACAAGCAUUAGUUGCCAUCACGACGAAAAAUCGCAUCUUAGUUUAGAUUUGAACAAUUUCAGUUUGAACGACAAUGGGCCAGAGAAAUCUAACAAAUCGCCAUCCGAGCUACUAGAUUUAGAAAAACCAAUUAAUAUUAACAUUAACGUGGAAGGGAUAGAUCAAUUAGAUGAUGAAAAAUUCUGAUGGAAUCACAUGUGUGAUCAUAAAUGCUGUUUGUGUCGAUAUUAGCUGACUCAUGAACAUUGAUCAAAGCAAUGAAUUGGCUUUAAAUUGGUUACUAGCGAUCCUUUUAUAAAGUGCCAUUUUUUCUUUAAAACUGUGUAUAAAUCUUAAAUCUAGUCAAAUUGAGCUAAUCCAAAGCGUUGAGAAAGAACAACAGUUACCAUGCAUAGACCAAGCCAAAACAUAAAAUUGUUGACCAAAAUGAGCAGUUGAAAAAUAAUCGAUAGCUUUUCCAGUGUUCAAAACAAACGUAUUGAUGUAUCAUAAUACUAGAGUAGUUUAUGCUUUGUUUUAGUUGAGAAUAAAGUUCGAGGAAACAGAACAAUAAGCAGCUUUUUGGAUUUUCACCAUUAGCCGUUGGCGUAUAGUGUGUCAGUGGUUGACUAGUGUUUGCAUGCUUCAGCUUAGAGUAAUGCGAACUUCAUGUGGAACAAGUGAACGAAAUGAAAAACCAUACAGGAAAUAAACAAAAUUCUACACCAUAAUACAAUACUCAAAGAACGAUGUGCGUGUAUAGGUGAACAAUAAUUAAUUAAUAAUUAAUUCACGACUGUUCGUUCUUUUGAAGUCAAAAUCUCCUAAAGCAUGCAUUAUUUUUAAUCGACAAGAUCAAACUCUCU